AUGCAAGAUGAUGAUUGCUGCGUCCUCAAUCUCGAUUUCUCCAUUGCUAGUCAAUUAUUAAAAAAUUCAUUUAAACAAUGCUACAAAAAUUCAACAAUAAUUAUGGAUAUAGGAAGUUGUGAAGCAAAGAUUGGAUUUUCACAAAAUCCUGCUGAUCCGAUAAUAUUUCCAUCAGUAUACGGCAAUGCGCGAUAUAAAUUUUCAUUGAUGUCUAUAUUCAAUGAUGUUGAAGUGGGAGAAAGAGCUCUGCAAAGAAAAGGAGUCUUGUCUUUAAGGUAUCCAAUGAUGGCUAAUGGAAGAACAAGUGAUUGGGUUGGAGUGCAAAGGAUUUAUGAUCACUCGUUUGAAUUAUUGGAAUUGGUGGAUGUGGAUGAGAGAUUUAUGGUUUUAUUGAGCGAAAAUAAUGCAACUGGAAAUCAAUCAAAUGUUGUGGAGGAAAGAAAGCAAAAGGCAGAGUAUUUGUUUGAAAAAGAGGCCGUGAUGAAGAUUGGAAUGAUCAAUCAGACGAUAAUGACACUUGUGUCUUAUGGGUUAUAUACUGGAACAGUUCUACAUUCAGGGAAUAUCCAAUCUUUGGCCAUGUGUAUUGAAAAUUGUAAAUUGGUUUCAGAGAUGGAAUCUUGUGUUCAUAAUCAACUUUUGGAAAUAGGAGGACAUCAAAUGACAUUGGAUUUAGAAGAUUUAUUUAGAAGAAAUGGUAUUACAUUAGGACAUCACACCAAUACCAUUUGUACUGAGGUUAAGGAAACUCUAUGUAGGGUUAAAAUUCCAACACGAACAGUUCAGGAUAGAAAAUUUGAGCUUCCAGAUGGAUCUGAUCUGAUGAUCGAAGGGGAAUGGUUGGAACAAAUUACAGAAAAAUUAUUUCAUUCAGGUUCAUAUUGUGUGGAAUCAUUGAUCACGAACGCCAAGGCCACACUUUUACAAGAAUAUUGUGUUGGGAGGUGGAAAUUGUCUAUUUCCAGGAUUUAG
Molecule: messenger RNA, 972 nt
Organism: Naegleria gruberi
Lineage: Eukaryota; Heterolobosea; Eutetramitea; Acrasida; Naegleriidae
Exons: 1
Coding region: 1-972 (323 amino acids)
Source: RefSeq, a predicted model, not a curated record